This is a messenger RNA of Patiria miniata (bat star), 6611 nucleotides long. RefSeq names its product mucin-17-like. Bases 72 to 6611 code for a protein of 2179 amino acids. The transcript has 8 exons. The record is from RefSeq and is a predicted model, not a curated record. NCBI's taxonomy places the organism in Eukaryota, Metazoa, Echinodermata, Asteroidea, Valvatida, Asterinidae. Gene Ontology annotation, molecular function: Notch binding.
UUCUCACGACAAGUACAGCGGAUACGACCACAACACGGCAAUCACCCACUGUCGAUGUAACCUCUUUUCAAAUGACAACUACAGCGGAUAUCACCACAACACACCAACCAACAACUGUCAAAACAACCACUGUUCCCGAUACAAGUAUAACGAAUACCAUCACAUCUAAAGAAUCAACUACUGCCGAUACAACCACUCUUCUCGCGACAAGUACAGCGGAUAUCACAACACCAAAAGAAUCAACAACUGUGGAUACAACUACUUUUCCCGAGACAGGUACAACGGAUAUCACCACAACAAAAGAACCAACAAGUGUGGAUACAAAAACCUUUUCCGAGACAAGUUCAACGGAUAUCACCACAACAAAAGAAUCUACAACUGUCGACGCCACCACUUUUCCCACGACAAGUACAGCGGAUAUGACCACAACAAAAGAAUCUACAAGUGUCGAUGCCACUACUUUUCAAAUGACAACUACAGCGGAUAUCACCACAAAAAAAGAAUCAACAACGGACAAAACAACCACUAUCCCCGAUACAAUUACAACGGAUACCACCACAUUUAAAGAAUCAACAACUGCCGAUACAACCGCUUUUCUCGCGACAAGUACGGCGGAUAUCACAACACCAAAAGAAUCAACAACUGUGGAUACAACCGCUUUUCCCGCAACAAGUACAACGGAUAUCACCACAACAAAGGGAUCAACAACUGCGGAUACAACUACUUUUCCCGAGACAAGUACAACGGAUAUCACCACAACAAGCGAAUCAACAACUGUCUACACAACCACUUUUCCCAAGACAAGUACAAGGGAUACCACCACAACAAAGGAAUCAACGACUGUCGACGCCACCACUUUUCCCACGACAAGUACAGCGGAUAUGACCACAACAAGGCAAUCAACGACUGUCGAUGUAACCUCUUUUCAAAUGACAACUACAGCGGAUAUCACCAAAACAAAAGAACCAACAACUGUCAAAACAACCACUGUUCCCGAUACAAUCACAACGGAUACCACCACAAGUAAAGAAUCAAUAACUGCAGUUACAACUUCUUUUCCUGCGACAAGUACAGCGGAUAUCACCACAACAAAAGAAUCUACAAGUGUCGAUGCCACUACUUUUCACACGACAAGUACAGCGGAUAUGACCACAACAAAGGAAUCAACAACUGACAAAACUACCACUAUCUCCGAUACAAGUACAACGGAUACCACCACAUUUAAAGAAUCAACAACUGCCGAUACAACCGCUUUUCUCGCGACAAGUACGGCGGAUAUCACAACACCAAAAGAAUCAACAACUGUGGAUACAACCGCUUUUUCCGCAACAAGUACAACGGAUAUCACCACAACAAAGGGAUCAACAACUGUGGAUACAACUACUUUUCCCGAGAUAGGUACAACGGAUAUCACCACAACAAAAGAAUCAACAACUGUGGAUACAAAAACUUUUCCCGAAACAAGUACAGCGGAUAUCACCAUCACAACAAUAGAAUCUACAACUGUCGACGCCACCACUUUUCCCUCGACAAGUACAGCCGAUAUGACCACAACACGGCAAUCACCCACUGUCGAUGUAACCUCUUUUCAAAUGACAACUACAGCGGAUAUCACCACAACACACCAACCAACAACUGUCAAAACAACCACUGUUCCCGAUACAAGUACAACGAUUACCAUCACAUCUAAAGAAUCAACAACUGCCGAUACAACCACUCUUCUCGCGACAAGUACGGCGGAUAUCACAACACCAAAAGAAUCAACAACUGUGGAUACAACUACUUUUCCCGAGACAAGUACAACGGAUAUCACCACAACAAACGAAUCAACAACUGUCGAUGCCACAACUUUUCAAAUGACAAGUACAGCGGAUAUCACAAUAAAAGAAUCUACAACUGUCGAUGCCACUACUUUUCCCACGACAAGUACAGCGGAUAUGACCACAACAAAGGAAUCAACAACUGAAAAAACAACCACUAUCCCCGAUACAAGUAUAAUGGAUAUCACCACAACAACGGAAUCUACAACUGUCGAUGCCAUCACUUUUCCCACGACAAGUACAGCGGAUAUGACCACAACAAGGCAAUCACCGACUGUCGAUGUAACCUCUUUUCAAAUGACAACUAUAGCGGAUAUCAUUUCAACAAAACAACCAACAACUGUCAAAACAACUACUGCUCCCGAUACAAGUACAACGAAUACCAUCACAUUUAAAGAAGCAACAACUGCCGAUACAACCACUCUUCUGGCGACAAGUACGGCGGAUAUCACAACACCAAAAGAAUUAACAACGGUGGAUACAACUACUUUUCCCGAGACAGGUACAACGGAGAUCACCACUACAAAAGAAUCAACAACUGUGGAUACACAAACUUUUUCCGAGCCAAGUACAACGGAUAUCACCACAACAAACGAAUCAAUAACUGAAAAAACAACCACUAUCCCCGAUACAAGUAUAAUGGAUAUCACCACAACAAAAGAAUCUACAAGUGUCGAUGCCACCACUUUUCCCACGACAAGUACAGCGGAUAUGACCACAACAAAGGAAUCAACGACUGUCGAUGUCACCUCUUUUCAAAGGACAAGUGCGGUGGAUAUCACAACAACAAAAGAAUCAACAACUGUCAAAACAACCACUAUUCCCGAUACAAAUACAGCCGAUAUGACCACAACAAAGGAGUCAACAACUGACAAAACAACCACUUUCCCCGAUACAAGUACAACGGAUAUCACCACAACAAAAGAAUCUACAACUGUCGAUGCCACCACUUUUUCCAUGACAAGUACAGUGGAUAUGACCAAAACAAAGGAAUCAACGACUGUCGAUGUCACCUCUUUUCAAAUGACAUCUACAUCGGAUAUCACCACAACAAAAGAAUCAACAACUGCCCACACAACCACUUUUCCCAAGACAACUACAACGGAUAUCACCACAACAAAGGAAUCAACAUUUCUCGAUGCCACCACUUUUCAAAUGACAAGUAAGGCGGAUAUCACAACAAAAGAAUCAACAACUGUCAAAACAUCCACUAUUCCCGAUACAACUACAACAGAUACCACCACAUUUAAAAAAUCAAUAACUCCAGUUACAACUUCUUUUCCCGCGACAAGUACAGCGGAUAUCACCACAACAAAAGAAUCUACAACUGUCGAUGCCACAACUUUUCCCACGACAAGUACAGCGGAUAUGACCACAACAAAGGAAUCAACGACUGUCGAUGUCACCUCUUUUCAAAUGACAACUACAGCCGAUAUCACCACAACAAAAGAAUCAACAACUGCCUGCACAACCACUAUCCCCGAUACAAAUGCAGCGGGUACCACCACAACAAAAGAAUCAACAACCGUGGAUAAAGCAACUUUUUUCGAGACAAGUACGACGCAUAUCACCGAAACAAAAGAAUCAACAACCGUGGAUACGGCCACUUUUCCCGAGACAAGUACGACGGAUAUCACCGAAACAAAAGAAUCAGCAACUGUUGUUACGUCUAGUACCUUAGCAACCACUGAUGUAGAAACAAUUGCAGUAGAUACCGCAACAAUAAGUAGCUUGACAAGUCCUAAUGUUAUAAUUGCGGAAACUACUGCAGAAGCAACAAGUGCUGAAUUAACUGUUGGAACGACUGCUGUUGACACAUUUAAUGUUGGGAAAACAACCAUACCUGAUGUUACCACUUCAUUAGACUCAACUGAUAAUACUACCUUAACAAGUGUUGGGGUUACAUCUACAAUAGAUUCAAUAACUGUUGGGGUUACAUCAACCAUUGAAAACACUGAUCUUGGAAUGAGCACUGUUGCGGAAUUAAGUACUUCGCAUAGUACAAUGGGAGAUUCAUCAUUUACAGCGGUUUCUGGUGAAAUAACUGCUAUUGCAACAACUGCACAAGAUCAUACCGUUAUGGUUGACUUGACACGAACCGAAGUGACACCUCAUCGUACCGCUGUGUUGGAUGCAACUGCAGCGGACAUCACCACAAUAGAUUCAACCCAGAUGCAACCAACUCCUGGCACAACCUUUAAUGGUGAUACUACUAAUGUUGUAGAUACAACUCUACAAGAUGCUACAGCUCUAGUAUCCUUAACCACUUAUGAGGUUACCGGCAUUGAAACUUCUAUAACGACUGCUUUGGAGGCAACUACAGCAGACCUCACCACAAUAGAUUUAGCAAAUUCUGAUGUUAUAUCAGCUGUUGGAAUAACCACCCUUGAUAUUACAAGCGUUUCGGAGACAAGCACGCAUGUUGUAAAUACGACAAUAGGUUCGACAAGGACUGAAGCUUUUGAAAAAACGACUGCUGAUGAGGUAGCCACUUUUACGAACUCAAGUAAACCAGAUAGCACAAUGAUAGAUCAAACAAUUGUUGAAAAUACUUCACUUUAUACUCCAACUUCUGAGACAGGUACGCAACAUGCAAUAACAAUAGACACAACUGCUGAAAUUAAAACGGCCGCUGAAACCUCUGUUGAGACAGUCGCUGUUUCCAAUACUAACUCGAUUGUCAUGACUCAAGAUCUGACAACUAUGGAAAUUACAACUACCGAUUUAAAUACUGUUGAAACAAUCACCUUCCCGGGGUCAAAUACACAAAUUAUCACAACGUCAGACGCAUUAACUACCAACGUUGCCACCGAAGUAACUUCCGUCAAGGAAGCCACUUAUCAGGCAACAACUAUACCAACCGCCGUUACUGCAUCUGAUGCAACAACCGUUGAGACAACAAAUCUACCUGACGUAAUUUCCAGAGAUUUCACGAGGACAACCUCCUUCACUACUACCCCUAUCCCUACCGAUGGUACCACGGGUGCAACUACACCUUUGGCGACCACUAUCCUCUCUGAGGCAACUUCUCUACACGCGAGCAUGUUAGCACACUUAUCGAGUGAGGCUACAACAAAUGGCUUAAAUACCGUUGAUGCAUCAAGUGAUGUUGAGAAUACACCGGAUUUAACAACGGUAGCUUCAACAACUGAGAUAACUGACGCACCUCGUCGAACAACUGCACCGGGUGACGCUACAAAUAUGUACUCAACGGCUGAAGCUUUGACUGUAAAAUCCUCUCCAGGUCAGCCAACUACUGUUUCUACGACAUCGUUUUCAGAUGACACAACGAAAGAAACUACGAGCAAUAUUCCUUCAACAGAGGUCAGUUCUAUUAAAACAGACACUGCUUGGAUGACCAGCACUUCUACGGAAACAGCUAAAUCGGAUGUCACAACAGUACGAAAUACACCUGAGGUAACAACCAAUGGUUUGACGAAUAAUUUGAUGACAACAAACUCUGGGAAAAAUGAAAAACCCACUACCACAGAGACACAUGUUACCGGUGCUGUGACAACGUAUUUGGGGACAUCUUUAGCAACCACAGAGUCACCUGACAGUAUCUCAGCGACAGGAGUAAACACAAGAGUUGCAAUCACGUCAACAGUAUCUUUCAACAACACUGGUGAUACUCUCCCAACUGAUACCACGGCAGCACAGACAACCGAACAUGAUGUCACCUCACAAGUGCAAAUCACCAAUAAUCAAGUGUGUCCGUUAACUGCAGCUAGUUGCUUGGGUGGAGGUUUUUUUGAUGGUGAUAACUGUGAAUGCGUUUGCCCACAAGGCGUGUCAGGGAUCACAUGUACAGAGGUUAACCGCUGCAUAGUGACACCAUCCCCAUGUAACGGUGAGGGUCAGUAUUGUUUAGCUGAUCCAUAUGCCAAUUCAGCCGGAUACACCUGCGGAUGCCGUGUCUUGGACCAAUACAUCAACAAUGGAACUGAGGGCUUCUGCAUAAAUACCAGAACCAUUACAACUAUACUACGUGUUCUUGGCAUGAAUGGCACUGCAGUAAGCUUCCAGUCUGUAUUCAGCAACCCACAGUCAGCGGCUUCAAAGAUGUUUUUGGGAAUUGUAACAGCUACGAUUGAGAGACACCUGAAAAUGAAUGCAUUGACUGCUGUGAUCGACAAGGUACUUGGUGUCUAUCUGCAGCCAGGUAGUGUGUUGGUUACCAGCGUUGUAUUAGUACCAGCUACGUCACCCAUCACCGCUGAUAUGAUCAUGAAGAUUUUAGAGGAUGACUCCCAAUCAGGGAAAGUACUAUCCGAUGGCCAGACCACACUCAAUGUAGACCCAGUAGUAAAAGCAAAAGAUUCAACUACGGCAUGCGCAGUUGACUUCUGUCUGAAUGGAGGAACCUGUGAUGUCUCUGGAUAUUAUCCGCUGUUAGAAUACACAUGCAGGUGUGGUGCUUCGUUUACGGGGCCUCGAUGCCAGUUUCUUGUGGUAGAGGUCACCACAGAGACUCUUAAUGACCCUGAAAAGAGAAACCCAACAGCUCCUUUAUGGACUAUCGGGAUCGUGAUUAUGGGAGGUGCAGCUAUAGUCCUGGGUCUGUUUGGUAUGUACGCAUGCCUAGGGAGACAAAGGUACAAGGCUGAUGGCAUAUACGCAGGCAGGAGGAGAGAACCGUGGGGUGCACGCGAGAAGAAUUUGGUGUUUUCCAUACGUCCAGGUCCUUAUGGACAGCGCACCAUACCCAGACUUCUGAACACUAGACAGACCAGCCAACUCACACAGUCCCAAUCGUCCUACGAGCAACAGGUUUGUUUUGGACUUAAGUAG